Molecule: messenger RNA, 1149 nt
Organism: Penicillium waksmanii
Lineage: Eukaryota; Fungi; Ascomycota; Eurotiomycetes; Eurotiales; Aspergillaceae
Product: CobW family GTP-binding protein
Exons: 7
Coding region: 1-1149 (382 amino acids)
Cellular component (GO): cytoplasm
Source: RefSeq, a predicted model, not a curated record
AUGUCUGCCAAUAUCGAGGAUGAUGAGGCUCCGCCAGAUCUAGUCGAUGUGUCGGCAAUGCCCGCCGAUCAGACAGAUUCUAUAGAGGAGGAGCCAACAGCUCGGGUUCCUAUCACGCUGGUAACAGGUUAUCUGGGUGCGGGGAAGACCACCUUGUUGAACUAUAUCUUGACCGAGAAGCACGGCAAAAAGAUCGCUGUCAUCAUGAAUGAAUUCGGUGAUUCAACCGACAUCGAAAAACCUUUGACCGUCAACGAAGGCGGCCAAGAAGUCACCGAGUGGAUGGAAGUGGGCAAUGGUUGCAUCUGCUGCUCAGUCAAAGAUACUGGCGUCAUGGCCCUCGAAUCUCUCAUGGAGCGCAAAGGGACUUUCGACUACAUCCUCCUUGAGACAACAGGUCUUGCCGACCCGGGCAAUAUCGCUCCAAUGGCAUCGUUACACUCGUCGACGCAAAAAAACAUCCUGCACCUGCUGGACGAACCAACGCCGGAGCAAAAAGCAGAGGCACAUAACGCUGAUCACGACCACGGCUCUGGCCCUGUGCUAUCCAUGGCGCAUAUGCAGAUUUCCCACGCUGAUGUGAUUAUCCUUAACAAGACGGAUUUGGUGACACCACAAGAGCUAGAGGCCGUUAAGGACCGCGUUACGGCCAUCAAUAGUGUGGCCAAGAUCAAUGUGACAGAUCAUAGUCGGACACCCCAGAUUGAGGGGGUGGUAUUGGAUCUACAUGCAUAUGAUCACCUCGCAGACUUGGAUUUCAGUAAGAAGGGACAUAGUCAUAUGGACCCGGCAAUUUCUACAGUAGCUAUCACCACGUCACCGAUUACUGCCGACAAGGUCAUACGGGUGGAUGAGUGGCUACGCUCUGUUCUUUGGGAGUCAAUUUACCCAGUACCCGCUAAUUCCAACCCUGAAACUGCCCCUGCUAGCUUUGAGAUUCAUCGAUUGAAGGGUAUUCUUGUUCUUGAGGAUGGCUCCACUCGGAUUAUCCAAGCCGUGCGGGAUGUCUUUGAGAUUAGGGAUACAGAGCCCGCUAAGGAUGAUGGCAGCAGGCCAGUUCAGUGCAAGAUUGUGCUCAUUGGUAGAGGUCUGGGCUCAAGCGCUGACCCAUGGAAGGCAAGCUUUGAGUCCUACGUCCGGGAAAGCUGA